Scaptodrosophila lebanonensis is the source of this 1074-nucleotide messenger RNA. Its product is annotated as cathepsin L-like. The transcript has a single exon. Gene Ontology annotation, cellular component: lysosome. Gene Ontology annotation, molecular function: cysteine-type endopeptidase activity. Lineage: Eukaryota; Metazoa; Arthropoda; Insecta; Diptera; Drosophilidae. The record is from RefSeq and is a predicted model, not a curated record. Bases 1 to 1074 code for a protein of 357 amino acids. Gene Ontology annotation, biological process: immune response.
AUGAUAGGUAUAUUUACACUUUUGGUGCUGGUGGUCUGUGCACAGGCCUUAUCUUACGAGGAUUACCUGGUAGCAGAAUGGGAGGCCUUCAAACUGAAGUAUGAGGAGAAACUCGCGGUGAAAUCGGAGGAGAGCCUGCUUCAGGGGGAGUGGAAGGAAUUUAAAUUGGAUCACGGCAAAACAUACUCGACCGAGGCAGAAGAGGAAUUCCGCUUAGAAGUCUUUAAGAACAACAAAAGGAUCAUUGAUGAUCACAACAAACGAUGGGCCGCAGGUGAAGAGAGCUAUGAAAUGGGACUCAACGAAUUUUCUGACUUACUUCCCGAGGAGUUCAAGCGUUACAUGCUUGGAUUCGUCAAUACCACCACAUGGGAAAGUGAGGCUGAAGAGGGAAUCACCUACAUACCAGCAGCACAUGUGACCCUACCCGGAGCUGUUGAUUGGAGGGGUGCUGGCGCUGUUACCUCUGUAAAGAAUCAAAGAGCAUGCGGUUCUUGCUGGGCUUUCGCGGCUACGGGCGUACUGGAGGGCCAACAUUUUCGCAAGACCCACCAGUUAAUCUUAUUAUCCGAACAAAAUUUGGUAGACUGCUCCACAAAUCGUUAUCACAAUAAAGGUUGCAACGGAGGCAUGGCCGACCGGGCACUUCAAUAUGUACAAGAUAACGGAGGCAUUGAUACUGAAGGCUCCUAUCCAUACAGAGCAGCUAAUGGUCAAUGCCAAUUUAAUAAAAACAAUAUUGGAGCCACUGUCAGAUCUGUCGUCCACUUAGAACGAGGUAACGAAGGAAUUUUGGCAAAUGCUGUCGCCACCGUGGGUCCCAUAGCGGUUUCCAUUGACGCUUCCCAUUUGCAAUCAUAUAGAGGGGGCGUGUACAACGAUCCCAAGUGCAGCCGCAAUAUAAAUCAUGCCGUGCUUAUUGUUGGCUAUGGCAACGAUCCCAGAGGAGGCGACUUUUGGUUGGUUAAGAAUUCAUGGGGCAUUGGUUUUGGAGAGCAGGGCUACAUUCGCAUGUCACGCAAUAGAAAUAACCAAUGCGGUAUCGCUGACUGGGGAGUUUAUCCAUUGGUGUAA